CCAGUGAUCUGCAUUAAGGAUAAACUCCUGUUAUUGAGCUGUGUUUACAUUUUUUGGUGGGGCAAUGCUUUUAUUAAAGCAAAAAUAAUCUAUUAAUCAUUUGUACAUGCGCUAUUUAAGACAAUUACUCCAAUUAAGUAAACAAUAGGAAAGUUUGAGGAGUUUUGGACGUCGUCUCACCUGUAAGGAAACGGUCCUUUCCUGUCGGUGGCUUCUCUUGGUAUAAUUAUAAACAAAGCUUAAGAGGCAUGGUGAACAGCCAGGUGGCAGGCGGAUCUGGGUGUCCAUCACGGGCCUGCGCUGGCUGUGGAGGCCGAAUUGCUGACAGAUUCCUGCUCUUCUCUAUGGAGCGCUACUGGCACACUCGAUGCCUAAAGUGCUCGUGCUGCCAGGCUCAGCUGGGUGAGAUUGGCACCACCUGUUACAGCAAAGGGGGCAUGAUUCUGUGCAGGAGUGACUAUAUCAGGUUGUUUGGGCACACAGGUGCCUGUGGUGCCUGCGGACAGACGAUCCCUCCGAGUGAGAUGGUUAUGAGGGCACAGGGCAACGUCUACCACCUUAAGUGUUUCUCCUGUGCCACAUGUAGAAACCGAUUGGUUCCUGGUGAUCGUUUCCAUUAUGUAAAUGGCACCAUCUUCUGUGAGCACGACCGGCCCAGUGCCAGCCUGCUCAGUGCCCAUCUGCAAGGCAAUCCUGUCCUGCCUGACCAAAAAGUUUGCUGAACGUCGUCUUAUUCAUUUUUCUUUUUCACUUGUGUUGGAUGGAUUUCUGGUCGUGUAAUCUUCUCCAGCUCUUCUGUGCACUUAAACAUUCAGUACUUGUAUUUUUACUCUUCACCCCUUCAGAAAGCUCCCCUCUUUCUAAAUCUUCUCGGGAGCUGCAGUAUUCCUGAUUUUGCAGGACUUGCAGGGCCGGGUGUAAAUCUAACGGACUUUGUUGGAUCUUAUAUUGACGGAGGACUUUAUACAUGGAGCUGAAGCAUCUUCUGUUAUAGAAAAUCCUGUCUUUACCCAAACGACUUGCUAUAAAUGGCUUCAUCUUUAAGCAGUUCUGCAGUGCUUGUGCGCUUCAAUUUUUAUUUCUGGGUGUGAUUUUCAUUGCAGCAGGCAGGAGUUUGGACGGCAUUCAGGGUUUAGAGAUGUAAAUACUUUUUAUAACAUUGCCAUGUGUUUGGGUUAAGUCAUAUGGUCAAAAUGUGAAUUAUUUAAGAUGGAAAUAUACAAUAAAUGCAUAAAAAUAAAAAAAACAUCCCAAACUGGUUCAUCAUUAAUAUUUUCCGAAACAGAAUGGAUGAUUGUGCUUAUUGUUUAUUGCUGUUUGUUCAUGUAGUGAUUAGCUCCAUUCCCAUCUGUGCAAACUAGAUUACCCAUAGGACCUGCUAAGCUCGAACCAUUACAGAAGCAAUUAAGAAGGAGA
This is a messenger RNA of Trichomycterus rosablanca, 1416 nucleotides long. It is a transcript of the gene lmo4lb, whose product is annotated as LIM domain transcription factor LMO4-B. The record is from RefSeq and is a predicted model, not a curated record. The transcript is spliced from 5 exons. NCBI's taxonomy places the organism in Eukaryota, Metazoa, Chordata, Actinopteri, Siluriformes, Trichomycteridae. The coding region runs from base 249 to 722 and encodes 157 amino acids.